Molecule: messenger RNA, 1837 nt
Organism: Drosophila novamexicana
Lineage: Eukaryota; Metazoa; Arthropoda; Insecta; Diptera; Drosophilidae
Gene: Charon
Exons: 3
Coding region: 135-1823 (562 amino acids)
Molecular function (GO): protein binding
Source: RefSeq, a predicted model, not a curated record
UAUUGAUACUGCAGGCGUGCUGGGGAAAAACCAACUUAAUAUAAUUUGCAUCAAAAUAAAACGAGACAUCCCCCGAAAGUAACAACAAGCAUAGAAACGUUUAAAUAAGCUCCGCAGUUCGUAAUAAAGUGCCAAUGAUGAAGAAAGUGUUAUUAACGAAAUCGCAACACGUUCGUGUGAUUACGCCAGAUAUAAUGAAAAAAGCACCAAACGGUGCCACAACUCCGCCCAUAAUCAGUUCUUCGAGCGUGCGUGUUAUGCACAUACCAACCAAUGUUAUCACCAACACAUAUAUGCAGCGCAAAUCCUUUCAGUCCAUUUACGAGGACAUAUUCAAGUUGCUUAUGCGCCUGCCCGACAAGGCCCUGCAGCAGCGCGUAAUUGACGCUAUCAACGGUCGUAAUGAUAAGUCGGCUAUCUUGAAUCCUAAUCAGUGUAAACAAUGCUCUAUAAAUGAACAAAAACAAAAGGCGCUCAAAGUGAAUGCGUCAACGCAAACCGAUACAAUAGAGACUAAACAGACUAAAGAAUUAGAAAUUGCCAAACAUAUACAACCAGUGAAAUCCGUUAAAAAACAAGAAUGCCCCGUUGAAACAAAAUCAGCUGUCACAAGCAGCCCACACAAUGAGAUUCCCACGGAAACGGCUAAGAAAGUGCCACGAAAACGCGGACGCAAGCGAAAUACAUGUGUGCCGCAGGUGGUCAAGCGAUCGACGGCCCAAAUGGCGUUGCAGGAGCGCGAGGAGAAACAACUGACACCGUUGCCGCCGCAGAAAAAGAACAAAGUGGACAAUUCCGAGCCCAGCCCUUCUGCCAGCCCCACGCCCCAGGGAAAUGCCAUGCAACGUCGAGAUUCAAUCAUGUCCAAUCUAUCCAAUCUUAGUGACAUAAAUGUGCUCGAGCUAUGCAAUCAAAUGGACAAUUACAUCAACAAUGACAAUGAACGCACCAUUUUAUUGAUGAUGGAAAAAGAGUUCUUACGAGCUGAAGAAAUGUCCGCGGAGGGUUUGCUGCCCAUACACGAUGCCAUGUUAGCUGGAGAUGUUCAGUGCGUGCAGCGACAGGUUUAUGUGUGGACCAAGUUGAAGGGAAACAAGGAUUUCAAUGAAAUACUCAGCGCCGAUGGUGAGGAUUGUCUGCAGCUGGCGCUAACCAACGACUGCGAUCCAGAAAUUGUUCGAGUUGUGCUCAAUGCCGGCGUGUUGCCCAAUCAUAUCUACGAGGACGCCAAUACGGCUCUGCACAUAGCCAUUAUUAAUAAUGUACAGUUGGAGUCGCUGCGGGAGCUGAUGCAGCGGAUAGACCUUAAUCUCCUGCUGCAAAUCAACGAUGAUGGCUACACAGCGCUCCACAUUGCUGUGCGCUACAAUCGCUACAGAAUGGCUGAGAUUAUAUGCGACACCAUCGAUCAGAGACAGUUGGGUGCAGCCAUCUAUAGGCGUGCAUCCGAAGAAGUGAAGGAAACAAACGUGGAAGCCAACAAUAAAUGUGAUGAGAAAACAUUUGCCAAAUACUAUGAGCGCGCCUGCGACAGAUUGGAGCACAACAAGGAGAAGCUGCUGAGACGCCAGCUGAAGCACGAGAUACUGAAUGCCACCGAAGCGCGUGCGGGCAAUGCAAGUUUGUUCUAUGCCGUUGAAGGCGAGCUUGAACAUUUGUGUUACUUUCUCCUGGCUCAUCUGGCCAAUCCCGAUGAGGAGAACCUCAGCGGGCAUAGCCCUAAAUCGUUUCAUUAUGAAUAUGCUCGUGUCUUGCGCAUUAAUUUAAAAGUUUCUCGUAUCAUGGAUAAGGUUAAUGGCAUUUUAAAUGGAAAAACUAGAUGAAACCUAUACUAAUC